CAACAAAUUAAAAGCAUUUACGGAUUUUUAUGAUCUGAAUAUGCAAUCUACGUCAUGGCACACUUGCUACUAUUAUCCUGUUCCUAAUCAUCUCUUCCCCCAUCAUCUCCAUUUUCAUCGUCCCACCAAGAUUACACUCAACUGUAAGUCCCGGUGCACGAAUCAUAGCCUCCUCACACUCACUACGGCGCGUAGUUGCAUCAAAGAACAAGAGAAGGAGCGGAUCCAUCAGUACCCAGAUUACGUUUCUUACCUAGAUCAGGAAAACCGCGAAUUCUUCCAAGAAUCUUGUUCUUCUAUUGAAAAUCCGGAAUCCCAGUUUGGAGGUGGUGAGAAAUUGCGAGGAUUUGGGGUGGAUAAUUCGGCGGGCAUUGCAUCGAACAUGGGGUGGGCUAGUUUGAAAGCGGCGCUGGGACAGAGGAUUAAUCUGGAAGGAAUCACUUGCGCCGUCGGGAUUUUGUCCAAGGACAAGCAAUUGGUGAUCCCGCAUGUCAGUGUGCCUGAUAUAAGGUAUAUUGAUUGGGCCGAGCUGAAAAAUAGGGGUUUUGAAGGUGUGGUCUUUGACAAGGACAAUACGAUUACUGCUCCUUACUCUUUGAACUUGUGGGCUCCCCUUGGAUCAUCUUUACAACAGUGUAAAUCAUUGUUUGGCAACAACAUUGCGGUAUUCAGUAACUCUGCGGGAUUGUAUGAGUAUGACCCUGAUGGUAGAAAAGCUGGGGCUCUUGAGGAUGCAAUUGGAAUCAAAGUGAUUCGGCACAAGGUGAAGAAGCCCGCCGGAACAGCUGAAGAAGUUGAAAGACACUUUGGUUGUGAAUCCGCUAGACUUAUCAUGGUGGGUGAUCGGCCAUUCACAGAUAUUGUUUAUGGAAACAGAAACGGAUUUUUUACGAUACUGACUGAACCAUUGAGUCUUGCAGAGGAGCCUUUGAUUGUCAGGCAGGUGAGGCUACUUGAAGUGGCCAUUGUUAAACAAUGGUCCAAGAAAGGCUUGACGCCAAUCAGUCACAAGCUUGUUUUAGACCCAGUGAAGUGUGUGAAGGAUGUACCACUCUGAUAAAUGUCCUUUAUCACGAAUGAUAAAACAAAUACUUUACUAAUUAUUUAUUCUUUCUUCUUAUGCAAAGAAAUAUUUUGGUAAAACUGUAGCUACAUGCUUAGAUUACGAUCACCUAUGACCUAUACUUGGGUGUCAAUAGGUCUGACCACCGUUCAUGAAAAUGAACGCUUAUGAGCUAUACUUGGAUCUCAAUAGGAUUAUCCGAGUAAUCACAUAAUCGAAUAUGCAUGCUAACGUAUAUUCAAACAUUGAGUUUUUUGCCUAUCUUUCUUGGUUCUCAAAUUUUAUAGAUGAUCACAGGUGGAAAUUGUAGAUGAUUAUGGA
This is a messenger RNA of Sesamum indicum (sesame), 1384 nucleotides long. RefSeq names its product haloacid dehalogenase (HAD) superfamily protein. Gene Ontology annotation, cellular component: cytoplasm. Gene Ontology annotation, molecular function: phosphatidylglycerophosphatase activity. Lineage: Eukaryota; Viridiplantae; Streptophyta; Magnoliopsida; Lamiales; Pedaliaceae. The record is from RefSeq and is a predicted model, not a curated record.